Molecule: messenger RNA, 945 nt
Organism: Petromyzon marinus (sea lamprey)
Lineage: Eukaryota; Metazoa; Chordata; Hyperoartia; Petromyzontiformes; Petromyzontidae
Product: myosin regulatory light chain 12A-like
Molecular function (GO): calcium ion binding
Source: RefSeq, a predicted model, not a curated record
CAUCUUGAGCCGGGGGGGGUGGAUCUAGACAAUCAGAGCUCGGUGCAGGAUCCUGCUCCUCCUCCUCCUUCUUCCUUCCUUCCUUCCUCCCAAGAGAGGCAGCUCGCUGUCAGGAGGCCAGGGGGGUGAGGAUCCCGGCGAGCGACGCACGCAGAGAGCACCCCGGCGCUUUUUGCCGACCUCCGAGAGAGUCUCCUGUAGCCCCGCGGGGUCAAUUCUGUGCCGAGAUCCAAGCUCCGACGAUGUCGAGCCGCCGUACCAAGGGGAAGUCCUCGUUCAGGAAGCGGCCUCAGCGCGCCACCUCCAACGUGUUCGCCAUGUUCGACAAGUCGCAGAUCCAGGAGUUCAAGGAGGCCUUCAACAUCAUGGACCAGAACCGCGACGGGCUCAUCGACAGAGAGGACCUCCAGGACAUGCUGGCCUCUCUCGGAAAGACCCCGACGGAGGAGAUGCUGGAAGAGAUGAUGGGCGAGGCGUCGGGGCCCAUCAACUUCACCAUGUUCCUCACCAUGUUCGGGGAGAAGCUCAACGGCACGGAUCCCGAGGAUGUCAUCCGGAACGCCUUCGCCUGCUUCGAUGAGGACGGCACGGGGCGCAUCAACGAGGACCACUUCCGCGAGCUCAUGACCACCAUGGGGGACCGCUUCUCGGACGCGCAGGUCGACCAGCUGCUGGCGGCUGCUCCCAUUGACCAGCGCGGGGAGCUCAACUACCUGGAGUUUACGCACAUCCUCAAGCACGGAGACCGCGAAAAGGACGAUCAGUAGUCGAGGACGAUGGAUGGCUCGCGCUGGACGGCAGCGGCACAGACGGCUGCGGGACACAACGCGUGUACUCGAGGGCUUUUCGAUUUCAAGCUUUCGUGACUGCAAGGAUUCAUCUUCUUUGGUUCUUUCGGUAAAGUCACCACGUAGAAUGAGAAUAAAAUAAUAAAAUGACACAAUA